AUCUCUCUCCAAUAGAAUUGAAUUCAAUGGAUCAAAUAGAGCACAAGUACGUAGACGUCAAUGGAAUGAAGCUUCACGUGGCCGAGAUCGGAACUGGCUCAUCGGUGGUGGUUUUCUUGCACGGGUUUCCAGAGAUUUGGUACAGUUGGCGGCACCAGAUGAUUGCCGUAGCCAAUGCUGGGUUCAGAGUGCUCGCACCCGAUUCCAGAGGUUACGGACUGUCCGAUCCACCGCCCGAACCAGAGAAGUCCUCCUUCUCUGACCUUAACACCGACCUGCUUGCCAUUAUUGAUGCACUAAGCAUUCCCAAGGUUUUUCUCAUUGGUAAAGAUUUUGGGGCGUGGCCAGCUUAUCAAUUUGCCAUUCUCCACCCAAAGAAGGUCUUAGGAGUUGUGACAUUAGGUGUGCCAUGCAUGCCCCCAGGUCCACCUACAUUCUUUAAUGAUGAAGGCUUCUACGUUUCCAGAUUUAUGGAACCUGGACGGGCUGAAGCAGAUUUUGGUCGGCUUGAUGCUAAAACAGUUGUGCGGAACAUUUACAUCCUCUUCUCUAAAAGUGAAAUACCAACAGCCCACGAAAACCAAGAGAUCAUGGAUUUGGUGGAACCAUCAACUCCUCUGCCCCCUUGGUUCACAGAGGAAGAUCUUGCAGUCUAUGGAGCUUUGUAUGAGAAAUCUGGAUUCCGAACUGCAUUGCAAAUUCCAUAUAGGUCAUUAAAUGAAGGGUCUGAAGUAGCAGAUCCGAAAGUUGAAGCCCCAGCCCUGCUGAUUAUGGGUGAGAAAGAUUAUGUCCUCAAAUUUCCAGGAAUGGAUGAGUACAUAAGGAGUGGACAGGUGAAAGUUUAUGUUCCGAAAUUGGAGAUAACAUACUUGCCUGAAGGAACCCAUUUUGUUCAGGAACAAUUCCCUGACCAAGUGAAUCACCUCAUCCUCACCUUCCUCAGUAACCAUAGCUGAUUAGGAACUCUCAACAAAGAUUUUUCAUUGUUGAAGAUUGUUGAAAAGAUGCAUGGCUGGCAUUGUGAAAAACUUGGAAAACAUUAAAAACUUGUAUUUAUAUUAUGUGACUAAAUAAGUAUUGUAUUGUGCCACUAUCAAUGAGACUAGUUUU
Molecule: messenger RNA, 1110 nt
Organism: Cornus florida
Lineage: Eukaryota; Viridiplantae; Streptophyta; Magnoliopsida; Cornales; Cornaceae
Exons: 5
Coding region: 27-956 (309 amino acids)
Molecular function (GO): hydrolase activity
Source: RefSeq, a predicted model, not a curated record